GGGGCGCCGCGCGCAUGCGCGGUGCGGGCGGCGGCGGCGCUGCAGCACGGAGCGGUGUCGGAGCGCGGGGCGCAGAGAGAGCCAUGGCUGGGGAUGGCGAGGGACGCGGCCACACACCCGCCGCGGCCGCGGCUGCGGGGCCCGGCCUGAGGGAGCGGCGGCCCUAGGACCGGCCCGGCCAGCAGCGGGAAAAAAUAAAUAAAUACAUUGCCACAAAAUAAAAAUUAAAAGGAAAAAAAAAAAAAACCCAACCGAAACCGGGAAAGCCAGCAGCCCGGCAACAGCAGCAGCAGCACCGCCACCACCAGCCCGCAGCGCUCGCCCGCCGCCGCCGGCCCGCGGGAGCAACCGGCCGCCGCCAAGAGCUCCUGGACGCCCCGCCGCCCACCAGAUAGAUGUGCGGUCCCGCCGCCCGCACGGCCGACGAUGAACGCGCAGCUGGCGAUGGAGAACAUCGGCGAUCUGCACGGGGUGAGCCAUGAGCCGGUGCCCGCCGCCGCCGACCUGAUGAGCGGCAGCCCCCACCACCGGAGCACGGUGGCCCACCGCGGCAGCCACCUGCCGGCCCACCCGCGCUCCAUGGGCAUGGCGUCCAUCCUCGACGGCGGCGACUACCACCACCACCACCGGCCGCCCGAGCACGCGCUGACCGGCCCCCUGCACCCCACCAUGACCAUGGCCUGCGAGACACCCCCCGGCAUGAGCAUGAGCAGCACCUACACCACGUUAACCCCUCUGCAGCCUCUACCUCCCAUCUCGACGGUCUCGGACAAGUUCCCUCACCACCACCACCACCAUCACCACCAUCACCAUCCCCACCAGCGGAUACCGGGCAACGUGAGCGGCAGCUUCACGCUCAUGCGGGACGAGAGGGGUCUGGCGUCUAUGAACAAUCUCUACACCCCCUACCACAAGGAUGUUACCGGCAUGGGGCAGAGCCUCUCUCCGUUGUCUGGAUCGGGCCUGGGGAGCAUCCACAACUCCCAGCAAGGGCUGCCCCACUACGCUCACCCCAGUGCCACCAUGCCCGCCGAGAAAAUGCUCACCCCAAACGGAUUUGAAGCCCACCACCCUGCCAUGUUAGCCAGGCAUGGCGACCAACACCUCACCCCCACCUCCGCUGGCAUGGUGCCUAUCAACGGGAUCCCACACCACCCCCAUGCCCACUUGAAUGCCCAGAGCCACGGGCAGAUCCUGGGCUCUGCCAGGGAGCAAAACCCUUCUGUAACUGGUUCGCAGGUCAACAGUGGAAGUAAUUCAGGGCAAAUGGAAGAAAUCAAUACCAAAGAAGUAGCUCAGAGGAUCACCACCGAGCUCAAGCGGUACAGCAUCCCCCAGGCUAUCUUCGCCCAGAGGGUGCUAUGCCGCUCUCAAGGGACGCUCUCAGACCUGCUGAGGAACCCCAAGCCCUGGAGCAAGCUCAAAUCCGGCCGGGAGACCUUCCGCAGAAUGUGGAAGUGGCUCCAGGAGCCGGAGUUUCAGCGGAUGUCUGCUCUACGGCUUGCAGCGUGCAAGAGGAAAGAACAAGAACACGGGAAGGACAGAGGGAAUACACCCAAAAAGCCUCGGUUGGUCUUCACCGAUGUCCAGCGUCGAACUCUACAUGCAAUAUUCAAGGAAAAUAAGCGUCCGUCCAAAGAGUUACAAAUCACCAUUUCCCAGCAGCUCGGGUUGGAGCUGAGCACCGUCAGCAACUUUUUCAUGAAUGCACGGAGGAGGAGUCUGGAUAAGUGGCAAGACGAGGGCAGCUCCAAUUCAGGCAACUCAUCUUCUUCAUCAAGCACUUGUACCAAAGCAUGAAGGAAUAACCACGAACUAAAACCUCGGUGGAAAAGCUUUAAAAAAUAAAUAAAUAAAUAAAUAAAUAAAGACAGACCAGGACCUCAAAAUAGCAGGUUUAUACUUAAAACUAUUUGAAAAAAAAAUAAUAUUUAUAAGUCCAAAGAAACCAAAGACUUAUUUCACCUGCAUUAUGACUUUGUUCUAAGACACACACUUUAGUAGGAUGACGACUUGCAAAAAACAGAGAGGAAGAAGAAAGUGAGAUGGAGGGAACGAAACGGGAAGCAAAGAGAAGAGGAACAGACCACUGGUCUUACACCUUUGCCCAUCCUCAUCUUCACCGUACUUGGCUGUUUAGUGGUUUGGAGCAUAGUGAUUUCCUGUCAUUGAACAGACAUCUCCUCGGAUACAGCUCUUCAUGUCCACAGCCAUUGCCAUGAAGGUGUUCAGUGUAUCCGUACUGCGUACACGCCAGUGGGUAGGGACUGGGUCAGGGCUGGUCUCCAGAGAGGGCUGUGCCAGGGCACAGCCGGCAAAGCGUG
Molecule: messenger RNA, 2324 nt
Organism: Prinia subflava (tawny-flanked prinia)
Lineage: Eukaryota; Metazoa; Chordata; Aves; Passeriformes; Cisticolidae
Gene: ONECUT1
Product: one cut homeobox 1
Exons: 2
Coding region: 427-1800 (457 amino acids)
Biological process (GO): regulation of transcription by RNA polymerase II
Cellular component (GO): nucleus
Molecular function (GO): DNA-binding transcription factor activity, RNA polymerase II-specific; RNA polymerase II cis-regulatory region sequence-specific DNA binding
Source: RefSeq, a predicted model, not a curated record